AUGGUGAUGGAUGGCAGGGUGAUGGGGCGUCGCUUUGUGCUAACUCUGGUGAUUGGGAUAUCCGCGGGUUUUAGUUUCGCGUAUAUUCUGCUAACCUCGGCCGGAUUCACGCGGGAUGUAGCUUGGUCCUACAGGGACUCCGCUAGAGAUUUGGAAAGGCAUCCCAUACCAAAUGUAAUCGAUCAUGGCAGUGAAGAGCCGGCACAUAGAGAUGAAGACAGAUCGGUCGCUGAUGAACUGGCCAAACGCGUCAGAGUACUUUGUUGGGUGAUGACCCAGCCUAAUAAUCACAAGAAAAAAGCAAUACAUGUAAAAGCGACGUGGGGAAAGCGAUGCAAUAAACUGCUGUUCAUGAGCACUUCUAACGAUACUUCAUUACCAUCUAUAAAGCUGCCAGUAUCUGAAGGUAGGGACUAUCUCUGGGCGAAGACCAAAGCGGCGUUUCGAUAUGUGUACGAGCAUCAUAGAAGAGACGCGGAUUGGUUCUUGAAAGCUGAUGAUGAUACGUACGUAAUAGUAGAGAAUCUGAGGUACAUGCUCUCUGAGCACGAUAGCAAUGAUCCCAUUUACUUCGGAUGUCGCUUUAAACCAUUCACUUCUCAGGGGUACAUGAGCGGCGGCGCGGGGUACGUGCUGUCGCGCGCCGCGCUCGACCGCUUCGUGUCGCGCGGCCUGCCCGCGCCGCACCUGUGCAAGGCCAGCGACCACGGCGCGGAGGACGCCGAGAUGGGCAUAUGUCUCCAACACAUUGGCGUCAAAGCAAUGGAUUCGAGGGACUCCCUCCAUCGCGGCCGGUUUUUCCCCUUUGUGCCCAAGGACCAUCUGUUCCCAAACAAGGACAAAGGUUUCUGGUACUGGCAGUACAUUUACUAUCCCACUGAUGAGGGUCUCGACUGCUGUUCCGACCACGCCGUGUCCUUCCAUUACGUGGAACCAGAACAAAUGUACGUAUUGGACUAUUUGAUAUAUCACUUACGACCUUACGGCAUCAGCUACGGUGGAGGCACUCUGCCUAAGAACGACACCCGACUUGAGGGA
Messenger RNA from Brenthis ino (lesser marbled fritillary), 1038 nucleotides. The record is from the annotation of a GenBank genome assembly. NCBI's taxonomy places the organism in Eukaryota, Metazoa, Arthropoda, Insecta, Lepidoptera, Nymphalidae.